Molecule: messenger RNA, 10426 nt
Organism: Psammomys obesus (fat sand rat)
Lineage: Eukaryota; Metazoa; Chordata; Mammalia; Rodentia; Muridae
Gene: Cdk6
Product: cyclin dependent kinase 6
Exons: 7
Biological process (GO): signal transduction; G1/S transition of mitotic cell cycle; cell dedifferentiation
Cellular component (GO): nucleus; cytoplasm; cyclin-dependent protein kinase holoenzyme complex
Molecular function (GO): ATP binding; cyclin-dependent protein serine/threonine kinase activity; cyclin binding
Source: RefSeq, a predicted model, not a curated record
CCCGAGGGGCCCCUGCAGCCUCUGCUCGCGGACGCCGCGCGAGCCCGGCCGGGGAGGCAGGGAGCUGGUGGGUCCCGGUGGAAGUCUCCGGGGCUGUCUGAUCGCGCCUUCUCCCCGUCCUCCCGUCCCCUCCUCCUCCUAGGUGCAGAGAUUGUGGGCAGACUAUGUAAUCGCCGCGGAGGGGGAAGAGGAGGGAUCGGCGCUCUCCCGCGGCGGCGGCGGCUCGGCUAGGCGGAGUUUCGCGGCGGCUGCGCCCGCGGGCGACGAGGUCGCUCCGUCCAGCCCGGCGUCCCCGAGGCGUCCCGGCAGCGAGCGCGCGCCCCGCUCUCCCCCCCCCCCCCCCCCGUGCCGCCCCGGCAGCCCCCCGCCAGCAUGGAGAAGGACGGCCUGAGCCGCGCCGACCAGCAGUACGAGUGCGUGGCGGAGAUCGGCGAGGGCGCCUACGGGAAGGUGUUCAAGGCCCGCGACCUGAAGAACGGCGGCCGCUUCGUGGCUCUGAAGCGCGUGCGGGUGCAGACCGGCGAGGAGGGCAUGCCGCUCUCCACCAUCCGCGAGGUGGCGGUGCUGAGGCACCUGGAGACCUUCGAGCACCCCAACGUGGUCAGGUUGUUUGAUGUAUGCACAGUGUCACGGACAGACAGAGAAACGAAACUGACACUAGUGUUUGAGCAUGUUGAUCAAGACCUGACCACUUACUUGGAUAAAGUCCCAGAGCCUGGAGUACCCUCAGAAACCAUAAAGGAUAUGAUGUUCCAGCUUCUCCGAGGUCUGGACUUCCUUCACUCUCACCGAGUAGUGCAUCGCGAUCUGAAACCACAGAACAUUCUGGUCACCAGCAGUGGACAAAUAAAACUGGCUGACUUCGGCCUUGCCCGCAUCUAUAGUUUCCAGAUGGCCCUUACCUCAGUGGUCGUCACGCUGUGGUACCGAGCCCCAGAAGUCCUCCUCCAGUCCAGCUACGCCACCCCCGUGGACCUCUGGAGCGUCGGCUGCAUAUUCGCAGAAAUGUUUCGCAGAAAGCCCCUUUUUCGUGGAAGUUCAGAUGUGGAUCAACUAGGAAAAAUCUUGGAUGUGAUUGGACUCCCUGGAGAAGAAGACUGGCCUAGGGAUGUUGCCCUUCCCAGGCAGGCUUUUCAUUCCAAAUCUGCCCAACCCAUCGAGAAGUUUGUGACAGACAUUGACGAACUAGGCAAAGACCUACUUCUGAAAUGCUUGACAUUUAAUCCAGCUAAAAGAAUAUCCGCCUAUGGCGCUCUGAAUCACCCGUACUUCCAAGAUCUGGAUCGGUACAAGGACAACCUGCAUUCCCACCUGUCAUCCAGCCAGAGCACCUCAGAGCUGAACACAGCCUGAGGUUCUCCAGGGAUGGCAUGAGCUAAUCAUCUGAACACACUGGUGGCUGACGGGUCCCCUGAGCAAGCCUUGCGGAGCCGUUGACGAUUGCUGGCUACAGGCCUUCCAGCUUCUGGACGGGUCCAUGCUUCACCAAGGAAACCACCUACUCUGCUGUUCAGAAAUCAAUGCAAGAGUGAUUGCAGCUUUAUGUUCGUUCACUUGUCUGUCUGUCUGUCUCAAGAACCUGGAAAACUUCCAGAAGAGAAGCUGCUGACCAAUUGUGCUGCCAUUUCGUUUUCUAACCUUGAAUGCUGCCAGUGUAGGGUGGUAAUCCAGACCCAGCUGAGUUAUGGUGUAAUCUCCCUGUAGCUGCUGGAGCUGCUUUGGUACUUGUGAGUGUGUGUGUGAGAGAGAGAGAGAGAUCCCUGAUCUCAAAAAGUGUUACUUUUUGUAGGUAAUAAGAAUAGUUGAAUUGUAGAGACUAGAGGUGACCGAUAGGAACAAAGACCCUUUUAAGUGAAAGGUGAUACCAAUGGCGUCUUCUCUAGUUACCAAGGUGAACCUAUGUCCUCAGCAUUUCCUUCCUGCCCAAAAGCUUCUGCUAGCAAUAAACAGUACAGUUUUAGACACCAUAAAAAUGAGAACGCAAAGGGGAGUAUCUUUUAAGAGAUAUCUUUUAAGAGACUAUUUUUAAGCAUGCAUUCUUCUGUUUACUCUUUGGAAAGCUGAAUUUUACUUGUCCUAAAUCCUAUAUAUAGCACAGUACAUAAUUGUCUCUUUUGGGAAAGACCCUGUAAACAUUUUAUGACUUGCCGUAGAUUUAGGAGGUGAGUGUACCUCAAAUAGGUUUUAAAGAUAGAGAAAGACUCUAUUUUCUGGUUUGAAAUAUUGAUAUUUCCUUUGCUUUCUUGUUAUUUUGUUCUUUGUUGUAGGGAGUGGCUUCCUUCUCGGGUUUGGAGCUGCUUCUGAACAGAGGCAAGAAUGCUACUCAUUUCUCUCCUCCUGCCCUGAACUGUCCACGGCACCUUUGCCAGUUUGCCACAUUCUGCCUUGUUAGCAGAGUUCCCCCUUUCUUGUCACCAGCACUUCUAAUCAGACACCUACCAUUGCCUAACUAAUGACAGGUUACCUGGCCCACCACCCCCACACCCCACCUGCUGGCUGAAUGCUUUCACUGAAUGCUUUGAAAAUGGCUUCCUUAUGGCAUACGGCUUCAAUUCUACAACCCUUAACGGGAUGACCUACACCUGCUUUGCACAGUCUUCCCAUCUACUGUCACUGAGAUCACCUAGGCAGCGUAGACUACUUGUUCUGGGUGUCACCAGCACAUAGAGUACUAUCAACUGUCACUUGGUGUUUUACAUUUUUGUAGGGUAUAUUGUCAGUGUAAUGUCUGAGGUGUGUCUUCUCCUUUUGAGAGGUAACUGUUUACCUUCUAACAGGAUCUCUCUGACCAUCCCCAGGAUGUGUUUUUUUGUUUUUGUUUUUGUUUUCUCAUGCCUUUGUGCACAGCCCUGCUUUCUGCAGAGCCAGCCUGGCCUGGGCAUUAUGAAAAACUGUACCUUGCUAUUCUGUCUUGGUCCUUUAUAUACCAUGCCAUCUUUGCCUUAUCCAUGGCAUCGUGCUAAGGCAGCACUAACUAAAAGUGUAAAAUGCAGCUUUGGGAAAGGUUAGCUGUGUUUUCACUCCUGUGUGAAGUACACAUAGCUGAAAACUAGAUCAUGUUUCAGUGUAGAACUUUGAAUGAACGGCUGCAGUUUCACACAGUAGGACAGGCUUCAGGUGGUGUUUCUGUGUUAUGGAGCCUUACUGAAUUUUUAGGUGAAUAAAGCCUGUGUUUGUGUAGUAUGGCGGGGAGUUAGUUGCCUUUCCUGAGGGCCUGGGAGGUGGGGGGAGUCAUUCUUUCUUAAUAACGUUUAUUACAUUCUUCUGAUUCAGUAUCUUGGGAAACAGGAUUUUUGUUUUCAAAAGCUAGGGUGUGAGAAUGCUCAUCACUUCAUCAUUACAGCGCUAGGGUCUGUUGUCGGCACUGCCACAGCUUGAGACAGAAUCAGCCCGGAGCCUCUGCAACAAGGCCUGCUCUAGGCCUCACACACACAUUGCCUUUAAACAAGAUACGAAAUACAGACUUUUUUGCUGGGGCCUAGAAAUCAAACAUGAAACUCACUACAUCGUGGCCUACUCCAUGUUGGAUUAGCAUCCGUGUGAUAAAGUUAAAAUAAUUUUGAGGGUUUUGCUUUCGCAGAAAAAAAAAAGGUUUUUUGAUUUUACUUUCACAGAAAAAAAAAAAGGUUUUUUGGUUUGCCGUCCCCCACCCCCAUAGCUUUGCUCAAGAAAAAUACAGCUAUCCUAAACUGGAAUCUUUCUGUAUUCUUUAGAGUUUUUAAGUCUAGAGUUUAAUUUCAUUUUUGUCAUGUGUUUUGGGAUUAUUUUUAAGUAGUUUUGGUUUGGGUUUUUUUUUUGGGGGGGGGUUGUUUUGUGUAUGUGUUUGUUGUUUGUUUUUUGUUUUGUUUUGUUUUGUUUUAGUUUUUCAAGACAGGGUUUCUCUGUGCAUCCCUGGCUGUCCUGGAACUCACCCUGUAGACCAGGUUGGCCUCAAACUCAAGAGAUUCACCUGCCCCCGUCCCCCGUGUGCUUGGAUUACAGGCAUGAGCAGUCACCACCCACCACCAGCACCACCCCAGCUUUGAGUAGCAUUUUUAAAUCCCAAACAUUUUGGCAUUAGAAACCUGGCAUAUCAUGCCAGGCAGGUGCAGAAAGGGGACGCCGGGCUCUCAAGACUGUGGUUUCCCAUGUCUUUGUCUCAUCACUGCUGUCCAGGGUUUGCUUCCAGAGGCCCUGACUGGAGUUGGAACAACCGCUUGUGGGGGGGGGGGGGGGAGGCUCGUCCAACUAGUCCCCACCAGCUCACAGACUCCCAUGUGGAGAGGAUUUCUAAGCUCCCAGCCUGAGAAACCCAGUCCCUGAGCACCUGCAAGCACCCAGUGGGCCGGGGCCUCCCACACUGUCCCUCUUUAAAGAAGACAGGCACUCAAGCAUCAGAGGAACUGGUCCAUCAGCUUGGGGCCGCCUCUGCCCCCAGCUUCUCAGGACUUUCUCGAAGGACCCACUCACUGACCAGUCAACUCGAUUUAGCCCCAGGUGAUUGGCUAAAAACAGCUCAGAGGCUCACUUCCAAACAGGCCCUCCACGUGGUCCUUUUGAGUGAAAAGUGACAAUUUUAGGAUGCACCAGCUGUUGCUCUCUCAAAAGACUGUGCUCGCCUUUGAAUAGAGAGGUGUGCAGUUGGCUCUGGGACGGGGUGCUAGCCAACUUGUUUGAGAAAGUCAAUAGUAGCAAACUUUGUGAACUUUUAAGUAUGCCCUGAACUUGUUUCUUUUAAAUAACCAUAGCUGCUUCUCUCAAAAGCUGUCAUUACUAAAGUCAGUUGCAGUCACUCCCACCAUGGCAAGUUAAAUCAUGUAAGCUUUCUAACGUCAUAGCUGUAGUACAUCUUCUGUCCAAAGAACUGCUCUUCUAGAGAGAACCUGACUUUUUUCCUUCCCCCUCUGUGUAACCCUGACUGUCCUGGAACUCACUUUGUAGACCAGGCUGGCCUUGAACUCACAGAGAUCCACUUGCUAGGACUAAAGGCAUGCACCACCAUGACCAGCUGACUACAGCUGGCUAUUUUUUAUAAGCACAGGACUGGGUUCACCUCUUCUUAAAGCACACUUCUGUUGCAUAGUAGGGUCCAGGAGAGAAUCACAUUCUAAGUCCCCAGGCCAUUGUGCCUGCUAGUGUUAGCACAUAUUGAUGGCCCUAGGAAGAAGGCAUGCUUCAAAUCAUGACAGGAAAAGAAAAAUGUUGUAUGAUUUCUGAGUAUUUAAAAAUCAUAAAAGAGUAGGAGCAAACACAAUUUCCAAAGGUCCUUUUAAAUUUUAUAUGCAUUUUUAACAAUAUACUUUUGCCUUUCAGAGUAUUCUAGGGAAAAAAAAAAAUUUUAAGUCAUUCAGCAUUUAUGGACUGGUUAUGUCAAAAUACACAAAUUUUGUGGAGAUGCGUAGAAUCAUCAGUAUUCCCUUCCUCGUCUCAUGAGAAGAAAGCGGCUAAACUCAGUAUGUAUACAUGCCCACGAAUAUUCACUGUAAAAAGUAAAAAUUUUAAAGGCACUUGCCUCUCAUGCAGCUGAGAAUGCAAAUCUUAUAAGCCUUCUCCAAAAUUCCUUUAUCCUGUGCCCCUCACAUCUAUAAAAGAAACAUACCGCAUCAUUAGGAAGAUGUUCAUGCACAGUGGGAAAGCCUUAUGUUACUGAAGCCUGGUGCUAGGCUUGGUAAUGUGGUCCCUCAAAUGCAUAAGGACAUAACACCGUCAGCCCCUACCAGCUUCCUUUCUGUGCGGGAGGUCAGUAUAGUCACCCAGGCCAAGCUGGCGGCCCCAGCCUAGGCCUGCGUAUCUCAAGCGUGUCUAACUUGGUUUUGGUUUUGUUGUUGGAUUUUUAAGGAAAUAAGCCAGAAGUAUUCUUUUGCCUUCCUGUCUUCUGAAAGAGAGGAAUCCUAUUUUUAACUUUUUCUGAAUUUGCUCUUUUGAAUUUUUCUAAUCAAGUUGCCUUUUCUGGAUGUUUUCUGUGAGCUAGUGGACUUCGCCAGGAUAGUCACAAGUCUGUGGUCUGGCUCUCUGGCUCCUAAGAAAAAAAGCCGCCUGAGUAUAAAUGCAGUCUUUUCCUCAUGUAUCUACCAAAAUAUUAUUACAGCAAUUCCAGGUUAAAGUGGGGAAAGAAGGUAGUGUGGAGCUGCUUUGGUUUGGUUUGGUUUGGUUUGGUUUGGUUUGGUUUGGUUUGGUUUGGUUUGGUUUGGUUUGGGGCAGAAGUGCCCCAGAGUUUGUGUGGGGUUCUGCUGUUGUUGUAUCCCGUAGCUUUCACAAGGUGGCGCUUUCAGAGAAAACUUUGAUCGAGUUUUAACUCUGACCAAGGCUGAAGAGGUUCUCUAGAGACAUUACUUCUGUUUUUCUGCACAUCUUUAACUGUCUCCUCUGUUUCUUCAUCAUGUUUCUUGGGAUAAUUAACAGUCUUCAUAAUAGUUUACUGCUUACAUACAUACUGCUUUUUACUAGGCUCUGAGUGACUGUAAACCAUGCUUGAGAGUGGCAUUUAAGCAAAUAAAGAAUGCCUUUACACUUGAGAAUGCCUUUACACACUUUUGGUGUGCCCAAAUUACCUGCAGUUCUAGGAUACCCAUGCACUUCCCUGAAGCCAGCCCACAUCUAUGAACAGGAGAGGUUUAGGCCCCAGCCAGAGCUCUCUCUCACACCCCGUGUCUGCUGCUUUCAUUCCUUGAUCCCUUGUGACCUUUUGACACUGAUUUAUCUCUGAACUCAAGUGAACAAGAUAAGUAGUGCAUCCGUAAUCAAGUAUGCAGAGCAUUUUCUUUAAAAACGUCAGUGCUCUGCAAAUAAUGAAAGAACCAGUAGUGUUUACACUCACACAAACCACAAAUGGAAACUCCUAAAUUUGGGGUCUAUCUGUAUGAACACAACACCCUCACUGAAUCACAGAUCUCAGGUUAAGCCCCUCAGCAAAAGGCCGAGUCCCCCCACCCUUCACCCCACCCCCGGGUCUACUCUCUGCCAUCCCGAGCCAGGCCCAGCGGGAUGCUGUGGGAAAGCCAGGGCCCUGCUGCAUUCAGCAACUUCUGUUGUGCCCUCUCCGGAAGCAGGGUGCUCUAGAGGCACGCGGCUGUCUCCCAAGUGACAAUAACUACAACACAGUUUGCUCACUGGCUCUGGUGUGCACAAGAUGGAAGCUGCUCUGCAAACUGCCAGAUGUCUCACACUCAGAGUUGUUCUGGUGUUUUGUUUUGUUUUGGUCUUGGCUUUUUUUGUAUUUUUUUAAGAUGUAUACUUGCAGAAGAAGUUUUUAUUCUUCUGUUUUCUAUCCUGAUUCCUGAUACCUAUGUGGUGACAAAAAAAAAAAAAAAAAAACCUCAUGAAAAUGUUUCAUUUUGAAAAUUUUUUCUGCUUCAAAUGGCAAAAGUAUGCAAUUCUUCACUUUCUAAAUUUCUACUUUUCUUUAGUGAGUAAAUUAUUCCUUGAACAGAGAGAGGAUUUUCCUUGAACAGAAAGAAGGCUUUUUAUGUGAAUUGUUAGGUCACACAAAUAAUGCCAUUAAACUGUCAAAUGUAGGGUUUUGGUUUUGGCUUUUAGGGGGCACUUUGACUGCCAGGAAUUAUGUCUAGCCCUGUAAUUUCUAACUCAGGCAAGGUUCUGGCCAGAUUCUGGUUGUGAGCUAAAGUUAGGGGGACCCUAUACUCCUACUUGAAGUUUUCUUUAGUUCUAUGAAAUACAGUAACAUGUAUUAGCCAGCAAUGUUUCUGUGGUCACUAGCAUCUCUGAGUUUGACCUUAAGUCUCUGAAUGGUAAAGUAUAGAUCCUACCAGUAAUCCAUUUCUUGAUAUCACAACCCCCAAUCAUGUGUCUUUCCACUUUCCACUAUAUGUAACAAUGCAUUCAUGUCUAUUUCAGUGCUUACUUUUAUUCAUUAUUUGCCUAUGAACAGUAAUUGAUGUAUUACUACAUGGAAUUGAUAGCAUACUAGGAACAGCACUUAGCAAAUGGGGAAUUUUUUUUGUCAAGUUCCACAUUUACAUAAAUUAUUGCUAUUAUUAUUCAUGUAUGUUAUUUAUUGAUAUACCACACCAGUCCUGUGAAAGUGCAACUAAAGGCAGAUAUGACUUAGAGUUAACGUUCAUAAUCAUGGUCUUGAUGGAGUCCAGGAAACAGAAAUUACAGUGCUACCCCAAAUAAGCUGUGUAAGCUUUUAACAUGAUAACUAGAUUUCAGUUGGUUAGGUGUAGUGCUUUGAGUAUCUAGGUGUCUUGUUCUGCUAAAAGAGGCAAAGCAAUGGGAUUUGUAGCUGUUGAUUAAUUAUAGCAGAUACUAAGGUAGCAUGCAGAGCUUGCUUUAGUUUCAGGACUGCCAGGUGGCCACCCAGGCAAAGCAGGCAUGUAGGUGCUGCCUCCUGUCUGGUUCUGGGAGAAGAGCUUCAAGCAAUGUAGUGCCCUCGUAGGUGUCCUAUGCAGCAGUGGAAGCGAGUGGUGCCAUGGUGAAGGGAGCAGUGUGCGGGCUGUUCUGUGGGCACGGAACUGGCGGCUUCUGCCGUGAGGCUUCCUUGCCGUGUUUUCAGACGUCAGGCAACUUUGCUGUAUACGGAAGCAGCCCGUCCUAGUAAUGAAAACUGGGAAUCCCCCAUCACCCUAAAGCCAGUUGCAUUUCUGCUGUUCCUGGUCUGAGCUGAAGGUCAGUGGUCAAGUGUUUGGUGUAGAAGGGCAGUGUGUGUGUUGGGGCGCAGAGCCACGUCCCAGAGUGCAUGUUGGCAGUAGGGACUGUGACAGGGUUGUCCUUUCUAGAUGUGUAGAAGUAUGUUUUGACUCUGAGGUGUGUUUUGUUUCUGUUUCCCCAUAGGGGCUAGUUAAAACUUGCUUCUAGAAGCUUCAGCAAAGCUGUGGUCCACAGUAAGCUGCUUUUUGUUUGACUUAUCCUUAGAAUAGAAAAUAUUUAAAGGUGAAAAGAAAUCUUCAUUUGGACAUUGGACUAGUGGUUUUCUGGACUGAAGUCACAGUCCUAGAACUACAGAGGUCACACCCAUCACAUACUAAGCUAGGUUGUGUAAGCUAGCCCCAGGAGUCCAGUGUCCCCUCGCUGUACAGCCCACCCCUGCAUCCCUCCCUCCCUCCCUCCCUUCCCAAAGGUGCUCCCUGACACCAGCCUGGCCUGUCCUGUUGGUGCUCCCCACCUCCUCAGCUGAGAUUUGGGCAUCAAGCACAUGAUGAGAAAUGCUUCCAGCACCAAGCAUGCUUGCCUAGGCCUGGCCACCGCCCCCACUUUGCCUAAUGCUGGGCACAGAAUGUACUGGUGAUAUCAGAAAGAAACACCCUCUGGCAUAUUUCUGUGCAUCCUGAUCUUUAAACCCAGUCAUUAUGCAGAAUGUUACCUGUUGGCUGUAAUCCAGGUUUGAAAAAACAACAACAUUCCAGGCUGCUGUAUCUGUCCAUCUGCUGGCCCUGUUUUUACUGCGUCUCUUCAUACUUGAAGGUCAUUCUGCUAUUUUGAUUUCACGGUGCAGACAUCGGAGUGCAUGUUCUCUUAAGGUGCAAAAUUACUCUCAUUCCGUUUGCGCAUACUGCUACAAAAUGCUCUGUUUUGGUGCUUUGGGCUCAGCAGGUCAAAAGCAGCACUGUGGGAAAUGGCUGCCUUCCCACAGUCGUCAAAGCGUGUGGGCAGGAGUCUCGGUAGUGGUGUUGCUUCUGCUCUUCUCUGUGCCCGCUAGAUGGAGUUAUCAGUCUGGCCUGCCAGGUCCACAUGGGACCUUUCUCUGAAUGGUCUGUGAACCCUGUGCUGUACUCAAGAGUGAGUGUGGCAUGUCCACUCUGGCAGCCCUACCUAUCCGGGUUACCAGCCGUCAGGAAAACAACCUCGGUGCUUAUAGCAGACAAGAGUGGAUAGGCCAAGCAAACCUGUGUUGCUCCACACAGAAAACCCUGAGGAAAAGCAUGAAAGGCUAUCUCUAAGGUCGCCCUUCAAAGCCCUGAGCUGAAGGCUUUUGUUUCCUUCCCUUGAAGCAGAUACUGGUCAGUUUAUCCAAGCCCUUCCCACUUACAGAAAUAGAGAGUAGAGGCGUGUGCUGUGUCUGUGUCAUCCAAAGACCAAAACUUCUAGCAGUGGGGUAUUUCAUAGAAGUCCGUUUUUAAAACUAGCUCAGGUAAGGGCUGACUCCAGGCUUUCUGCAAACAUCUUAACAUGACCUUCCCUGGAGAGAGAGCUACAGUGUCAUUUUGUGUCAGGGGGCGAGAGAUGAAACUGGCAGGAAAUUAAAUGGGUUACAGAUCAAUACUCCUAUGGAAACUGGAUGUCUUACUGGGUGCUAGAAUGCAAAUUUAGGUAUUUAUUGUCUGGUAAUGGAAUUCAUUGCUUUUUCAAAACCAUUGUUCAGAUGUCACUAUCCAUUGUACUCAACUUUUGUGCCUGCCAAAUUGGUUGAAACAAAACCAGAAAAUGGUUUGUUCAUUUGUCAUACCUUUUGUAUUUCUUACAAUAAAAAUGUGGUAGCAGAUAAAAA